Messenger RNA from Ceutorhynchus assimilis (cabbage seed weevil), 1404 nucleotides. NCBI's taxonomy places the organism in Eukaryota, Metazoa, Arthropoda, Insecta, Coleoptera, Curculionidae. The record is from the annotation of a GenBank genome assembly.
AUGUCGUCCGAAAAGGACAAGUACCCUUCAACGUUCACAAUAGACCAAUUUAGUUCUACGGCAACUCUAACAAAUAACGACCAAAUAAAAGUACCGAUCGAUUCGAACGGUACCAUACCGGAAAAAGGCGACGGUACCGAGUACAACCCGUACGACCACCGAAACAUUGAACAUCCAAAUAGUUUUUCAGACGCUCUAAUUCAUCUGCUCAAAAGCUCUUUGGGAACUGGGAUUUUGGCGAUACCAAGGGCUUUCAAGAGCGCUGGACUGUUGGUGGGACUUUUCGGAACUGUUAUUAUAGGAAUUUUAUGUACGCACACCAUACACAUAUUGGUAAAAGCUUCACAUAAAGCAUGUUCAAGAGCCAAAAUUCCCAGUUUAGGAUUCGCAGAUACUGCCGAAGAGGUUUUCAGGCAAGGACCCAAACCCUUGAGAAGAUUUUCUAGGUUUGCAAAAAAUUUCGUCGAAAUCGCCCUCGUUUUAACCUACUACUGCGGCAACGCCGUCUACAUCGUAUUUAUCACAGUAUCCAUGACAAAGCUCUUUUCCUACUACUAUCCAGAAACAGCCAGCUGGGACCAGUACUUCAAACUAAUGAUCCUGAUACCUUUAAUUCUCUGUUGCCAAGUGAGAGAGCUCAAACAUCUAGUACCCUUUUCUUUUCUAGCAAAUGCUAUGAUGGUUGUAGCUUUCAGUAUAACGCUGUAUUACAUUUUUAAUGGUAUUGGAGCUGUUAAAUUGGAAGAUAGAAAUAUGGCAACAGGAUGGGAAGGUAUUCCCAGCUUCUUCAGCACAGUGCUCUUUGCAAUGGAAGGCAUAGGUACCAUAAUGCCUGUAGAAAACACUAUGACGAAACCCUCUUUUGUGGGUUGUCCUGGUGUACUAAACUCCGCAAUGACUGUCGUGAUUUGCCUCUACACUGCCAUCGGGUUUUUUGGUUAUUAUAGGUUUGGAGAUUUGACCGACGCUACUAUAACUAAGAAUUUGCCUUCAGAAGAAAUUCCAGCUCAAAUAGUCCAAGCCAGCAUAUCGAUAGCGGUGUUUUUCACUUUUAUGCUACAGUUCUACGUGCCACUGGAUAUUACUUGGAAUAGGAUAAAACAUAGGAUACCUGAGAAUAGGCAUAAUAUUUCUCAAAUUCUUUUGAGGACUGGAUUGGUGAUUUUCAUUACAGGUAUUGCAGCAGCAGGAGGCGAACACUUGGGAUCCCUAAUCGACUUUGUCGGUGCUAUUUUCUUCUCAACUCUUGGUCUCCUAGUACCAGCCCUUAUCGAUAUUUUAGUUGACUGGAAUGAGGGCUGGGGCAAGUACCACUGGCGUCUCGUAAAGAACAUUUCGAUAAUGGUUUUAGCUGUUUUUGGACUAAUUUCUGGUAGCUAUUACGCUACCUUAGAGAUGAAAUAG